Laccaria bicolor S238N-H82 is the source of this 387-nucleotide messenger RNA. RefSeq names its product glycoside hydrolase family 5 protein. NCBI's taxonomy places the organism in Eukaryota, Fungi, Basidiomycota, Agaricomycetes, Agaricales, Hydnangiaceae. The transcript is spliced from 4 exons. The record is from RefSeq and is a predicted model, not a curated record. Gene Ontology annotation, molecular function: beta-glucosidase activity. The coding region runs from base 1 to 387 and encodes 128 amino acids.
AUGUUGUCUCCGUCGUUGAACCUCGUCAAUGACGGCCGAAAAAACAUGACCUCGCCGCCUAUGGCGCCCGAGAUGGUAGCGGAGGGCGAGGCCAAAGACCGCUCUUCAACACUGGAGGAGGCUCCGGAGCAUUUUGCGCGUCUUCGCCGGUGGGGGUUGAAGUUUGUCGUUCGAUUUCUGGUGACUUCGGAAGCGGUCGAACAUGAACGACCAUAUGUACGUGGUCGUAUCCUCAUUCUCUACCGCUGUCUAACUUCUUGUCUUGGUGGCAUCUACAACAGGGAGUAUCUAGACUAUCUCCGAAGCCUUCUACCUUUACUGCCAAACUACGAAAUUUCGGCUUAUGUGUCGCUGCAUAAAGACGUCUGGUCUCGUUAUUCUGGAUGA